Messenger RNA from Dentiscutata erythropus, 1467 nucleotides. The record is from the annotation of a GenBank genome assembly. NCBI's taxonomy places the organism in Eukaryota, Fungi, Glomeromycota, Glomeromycetes, Diversisporales, Gigasporaceae.
AUGAACCUUGUUAAUGUUAUAGUGACGACGUCAGGCUUAACUGUGACCUAUUCCGAUGGAAAAAAAUCAACACACCCCACGAAUCUCUCGCCGGUACCCGACGAAAAGGGUAAUAUAUUUUACCAUCGACCAGUCGCCAAAAAUGAACCAAAAGCCAAUUUGUAUGUUACAAAACUCGGUCAAGAACUGAGUAAAGAAUUGAAACAACAGAAUAUAAAAGUUCUUAGGGGUAAUGGAUCAAAAUUUCGAUCACCGGCAGAAUUUAAAGAUCAUCUUUUGUGGUUAGCUUCGGAUAAGGCGGUUUCAUGCAAUUGUAAAUAUUGUGGAGGUCAAACAUCAGCUACUUUAGAAGCCGUUUUCGCAUCCUCGCCAAAAUCAUCGAGGGAACUUAAUGUACAAAAGAGAAAAGCCAGCACGCUCAGGAGUGAUAAAAAUGAAAGCAAUGUAAAAUUUGUCAAUAUGUAUCGAUGCAAAGAAAUUGUGUGGGGUGAUAUAGAAUAUAUAUUGAAUUCAAGUCAGCAUGAAAUACUAUCUAAGGAGUUAGGAGGUGAUCAAAUCAAGUACUGGCCGGCGUUAGUUCAUCAACGUUCAAGAGCUGAUGUUGACAAUUUUAGAGAUAGCGAUAACGAUUAUGUAGUACUUUAUGUUUUGCAGCCAUUGAUGUUACCUGGGACAAUGAAAUUACCACAUAAAGCCAUUCUACCAUGUCCAAAUAAUAUUCAAUCUCCCGAGAGUUCAAAUAAUAUUCAGUCGCUUGAGAGUUCAAAUAAUAUUAAGCCAGUUGAUAGUUCAAAUAAUAUUCAAUCACUUAAACAGAAUGAAUUGAUCAGCGCUUAUCUUAAAGCUAUUGCCUUAGCAGGAAGAGUUGCUUCAACGUAUACUCCAUUGCAACAAUAUAAAUAUAUGGUGCACCCCAUGUAUCUGUUAAAAGUUGAGAGUUUGGGAGAAAAAAAAUUGCUACUAGAAAUGGAAUCAUACCCACAUUAUAGAAACAUUUUGUUAGGCACUGAGCUACUACGUGAAAAUGAUUAUGUUCGUUUGAAGCAUUCUUCACGUGAUUAUAGCGAUGAAAUGCCGAUUUUUAAAAUAAAUACUAUUUAUCUCAACGCUCAAAACAAAAUUCAGUUGAGUGGUGAUAUGUUUGUCAAGGAUCCGUCUAUGAAAUUUAACGGGAAUGUACCACUAUUGAUUAAGUUGAAUGAAGAAAAUUUUGAAUAUGCAAUGGACUUGUCUGAAAUAGCGGGGCGGUAUUACAUUUUGCAUCACAUCAUUCGUAGCAUGCCUGCUACAGCUCAACUGCCUUAUGAAGAUAGGAUACUAUUGGUAGAUGAAGCACCUAAACAAGCUGUAGUUUCAACCGGCUUAAGGAAGCAAGUGGCUAGACGGUCGAUGUCAUUACCCAAUAAAAAGAUUAAAGUUGAUAAAAGAUCAUCAUUACCUAAUGAAUUAUUAAAGCACAGUUUAUAG